AUGAAUGAUGAACAGUGUAAUAGAUUUGAGGGCAUUUAUGCUGGAGCUGUGAAUGGAUGGAACCACAAAGGACAAAAAGAAAGUUUAACGGUGAUGAAUGUUAUUCGAUUAGAGUUUUCUGUUUAUGAUUUGGCUGGUGAGAACAUGUUCCUGUUGAAUUUGAACAUCAGUGUUUGUUUAGAAGUUGAAGGAUCUUGUUUGAUACACAUACCUAUCUUCAAAAACACUAAACUUCCGAAGUACCAGUGUAAUUGGUCUAAAAACUUAAAUUCAAAAGGAUUUUCCUUGGAGAAGUUUAAAUUGGAGAAUGAUAUUUUUGGUACAGUUAAGGGUGUUGUUUCAACAAGAUUGCUGGAAGAAUUAGGAAUAGCUAAGUAUUUAAAAGAAGAACAGUGUAAUCGACUUACUAGUCCAUUUUCAUUGGCAAAUUCAAAUGGAUGGAAUGAUGAAUGUAAACGUUUGCAGCGGAAUACUUUACCAAAACUAAAAGGACCAAUCAGUUGUUACCUGACUGAAUCGUGUACUCACGUAGAGUGUUGUAUAUUUGUUACUCAGAUAAAUAGAACUGUAUCCCUGUUUCUAGACAUAAAUGCAUGCAAUUACCAGAUGUCUGUUGGAAUUGAGACACUUAUUUUUCGUAAAUCCUUACUACAUUAUGAAUUUGGAAAGACAGAUAUGUUUAGAAUGGGCAAUGUUGUUGGAUUAAAAUAUAAUAUAGAGGAUUUGAAAGGGGAGCACAUGUUUUUAUUGAAUAUGGAUUUAAGUGUAUGUUUUGAAACAGAAGGAUCUUGCGUUUUAAAGCUGCCAUUAUUUAGAGAAGCGUUGCUUCCAAAGCCAGUUUGUGAUCUUGACCAGGGAUUUCCAAAACUUGGUAAAACACUGAAAUUACAUGUAUUAGCCAUAAAGAAUUUAUGGAAAAACUUUGUAACCCCUCUUUUGACAGAACAAGUAUAG
This is a messenger RNA of Mytilus californianus (California mussel), 954 nucleotides long. RefSeq lists its product as uncharacterized. The transcript has 6 exons. Lineage: Eukaryota; Metazoa; Mollusca; Bivalvia; Mytilida; Mytilidae. The record is from RefSeq and is a predicted model, not a curated record. The coding region runs from base 1 to 954 and encodes 317 amino acids.